This is a messenger RNA of Capsella rubella, 1640 nucleotides long. RefSeq names its product autophagy-related protein 18a. The coding region runs from base 149 to 1456 and encodes 435 amino acids. Gene Ontology annotation, molecular function: phosphatidylinositol-3,5-bisphosphate binding; protein binding; phosphatidylinositol-3-phosphate binding. Gene Ontology annotation, biological process: protein localization to phagophore assembly site; nucleophagy; protein lipidation. The transcript is spliced from 4 exons. Gene Ontology annotation, cellular component: extrinsic component of membrane; phagophore assembly site membrane; cytosol. NCBI's taxonomy places the organism in Eukaryota, Viridiplantae, Streptophyta, Magnoliopsida, Brassicales, Brassicaceae. The record is from RefSeq and is a predicted model, not a curated record.
AAAAGAAGUCGAGUAGCCGCCUGAAAGAUACGACGGCAACAAGCAAAGCACCAAGUCUUCUUCUUCUUCCUAUUCCUCCCUCUUCACGCUUCUUCUUCUUCUUCUCCAUCCUCUUUCUCUCUUACGACUCCUUCAAAUUCCUUCUUCCAUGGCCACCGUCUCCUCCUCCUGGCCGAACCCCAACCCUAAUCCCGAUUCCACAUCUGCCUCAGAUUCCGAUUCUACUUUUCCCUCUCACCGCGAUCCUGGAGACGACACCGAGUCUCUCGAUUCCUUCUCCUCCAUGAGCCUCAACUCCGACGAGCCUAAUCAUAAUUCUGAUCGGAUUCCCAAUUCCAAUCGCGGCGUUAGUAUUAAUCAACCUCCUAUUUCUCCCUCUUUACCGGUGACGCCUCCUCCAUCCGUGCUCCACCUCUCCUUCAACCAGGACCAUGCUUGCUUCGCUGUUGGCACCGAUCGUGGCUUCCGGAUCCUUAAUUGCGAUCCCUUCCGUGAGAUUUUUCGCCGUGAUUUCGAUCGUGGCGGUGGUGUUGCCGUGGUUGAGAUGCUUUUCAGAUGCAACAUUUUAGCACUCGUAGGUGGCGGACCCGAUCCUCAGUAUCCUCCUAAUAAGGUCAUGAUUUGGGAUGAUCACCAGGGACGAUGUAUCGGAGAACUCUCUUUCAGGUCCGAUGUUCGAUCCGUCCGGCUUAGGAGGGAUCGUAUUAUUGUCGUUCUGGAGCAGAAGAUUUUUGUUUACAACUUCUCCGACCUCAAGCUGAUGCAUCAGAUUGAGACCAUUGCAAAUCCUAAGGGUUUGUGUGCUGUUUCUCAGGGUGUUGGUUCUAUGGUUUUGGUCUGUCCAGGUUUGCAGAAAGGCCAAGUUCGGAUCGAGCAUUAUGCUUCUAAACGCACCAAGUUCAUCAUGGCUCAUGAUUCCAGAAUUGCUUGCUUCGCUCUCACGCAGGAUGGGCACUUGUUGGCCACAGCCAGCUCUAAGGGUACUCUGGUUCGGGUGUUCAAUACUGUUGAUGGCACCUUGCGGCAAGAGGUUAGGAGAGGUGCAGAUAGAGCGGAGAUCUAUAGUUUGGCCUUCUCUUCAAAUGCCGAGUGGUUAGCAGUCUCAAGUGACAAAGGAACUGUCCAUGUUUUUGGUCUCAAAGUCAACUCUGGAGCUCAAGUGAAAGAGACAUCACGUAUUGCAUCUGAUCUUACUCGCUCCACUUCAUCCCCAUCGUCGUCUCUAUCAUUAUUCAAAGGAGUGUUGCCAAAGUAUUUCAGUUCGGAGUGGUCGGUGGCUCAGUUCCGGUUGGUUGAAGGAACUCAGUACAUAGCCGCCUUUGGUCAUCAGAAGAACACAGUUGUUAUUCUUGGCAUGGAUGGGAGCUUCUACAGAUGCCAGUUUGAUCCGGUGAACGGCGGAGAAAUGACUCAGCUUGAGUAUCACAACUGCCUGAAACCGCCCUCUGUUUUCUAGAACGCUUAUAUUCUCUUUUGUCCCUUCUCUGUAUCUCUCUGCUACUUGAGCAGUGAGAUUUGGUGCAACGAUGCUGUAAUGUAUAGUUUGUGUGUAUAAUAAUCAAUGGGUCUUAUAAUUUGUAAAAACCUUUGAUCGCUAACUAAAACUGAUUCAAGGCUCCCCAUCUGCGUCUUCCCCAACA